Messenger RNA from Lates calcarifer (barramundi perch), 3467 nucleotides. RefSeq names its product ezrin b (gene ezrb). The record is from RefSeq and is a predicted model, not a curated record. Gene Ontology annotation, molecular function: actin binding; cell adhesion molecule binding. Gene Ontology annotation, cellular component: plasma membrane; apical part of cell; microvillus. Gene Ontology annotation, biological process: positive regulation of protein localization to early endosome; positive regulation of early endosome to late endosome transport; regulation of cell shape. Lineage: Eukaryota; Metazoa; Chordata; Actinopteri; Centropomidae.
UCACCGGUGACAGCAGGAACAGGUUUCCAACAGUUGGAUACAUGCGGGAGCGCCAUAUUGCGCCUGGCUGAACAGAGGGAGGGGGAAGUCUGCGGCUGCAGGGAGCUUAGGAUCGCGGUGCGACCAUCAUCCAACAUCUCCAAACCUCGUCAGCUCCGAAAGACACGGUGAGAAGCAGCGGCCACACGGAGCACGGGUCUCUCUUCUUUGGAAACUGCGUUUUAUUAUUAUUAUUAUUUAACAGCUCAACGCACAGAGCCAGGAAAAGGACAGAAAAAUGCCCAAAGCGGUCAACGUUCGCGUCACCACUAUGGACGCUGAGCUGGAGUUUGCCAUCCAGCCCAGCACCACCGGCAAGCAGCUGUUUGACCAGGUAGUGAAAACCAUCGGCUUACGUGAGGUCUGGUACUUUGGGCUUCAGUAUAUGGACGGCAAAGGUUACUACACGUGGCUGAAACUGGACAAAAAGGUGUCGUCCCAGGACGUAAAGAAGGAGAACCCGCUCCAGUUUAAGUUUCGGGCCAAAUUCUUCCCGGAGGACGUGUCAGAGGAGCUGAUCCAGGACAUCACGCAGAAGCUCUUCUUCCUGCAGGUGAAGGAGAGCAUCCUGAGCGACGAGGUCUACUGUCCACCAGAGACAGCCGUGCUGCUGGCCUCCUACUCAGUCCAGGCCAAGUUCGGAGACUACAACAAAGAAGUCCACCGGCCUGGAUACCUGCUGUCUGAACGCCUUCUGCCACACAGAGUCCUGGAGCAGCACAAGUUAUCCAGAGAACAGUGGGAGGAGAGGAUCCAGGUGUGGCACGAGGAGCACCAUGGGAUGUUGAAGGAGGAUGCUAUGCUGGAGUACCUCAAGAUCGCCCAGGACCUGGAAAUGUACGGCGUCAACUAUUUCGACAUCAAGAAUAAGAAGGGAACAGAGCUGUGGCUGGGAGUCGACGCCCUGGGACUCAACAUUUACGAGAAGAACGACAAAUUGACCCCAAAGAUUGGCUUCCCCUGGAGUGAGAUCAGAAACAUUUCCUUCAACGAUAAGAAAUUCAUCAUCAAGCCCAUUGACAAAAAAUCUCCGGACUUUGUGUUUUACGCCCCGAGACUGCGCAUAAACAAGCGCAUCCUCCAGCUGUGCAUGGGCAACCAUGAGCUGUACAUGCGCCGCCGCAAGCCGGACACGAUCGAGGUGCAGCAGAUGAAGGCUCAGGCCCGAGAGGAGAAGCAACAGAAACAGAUGGAGAGGGCCCAGCUGGAGAACGAGAAGAAGAAGAGGGAGGCCAUCGAGAAAGAGAAGGAGCAGAUGGAGCGAGAGAAGCAGGAUCUGAUGAUGAGGCUCUACCAGUAUGAGGAGAAGACCAGGAAGGCAGAGAAAGAUCUGCAGGACCAGCUCCAGAGAGCCAUGGCGCUGGAGCAGGAGCGGAGGAGAGCAGAGGAGGAGGCGGCCCGUCUGGAGGCCGAGCGUCAGGCUGCCCUGCUGGCUAAAGAGGAGCUCGCUCGCCAGGCUGAGGACCAGAAGAAGAGUCAGGAGCAGCUGGCUGCAGAGCUGGCAGAGCACACAGCCAAGAUCACCCUGCUGGAGGAGGCCAAGAGACGCAAGGAGGAGGAGGCCGACACAUGGCAGCUCAGGGCCAAGGAGGCCCAGGACGAUCUGGUGAAGACCAAAGAGGAGCUGCACAUGGUGAUGACGGCACCCCCUCCACCUCCCCCUCCCCCCAUGUACGACCACCUGGACGACAACAGCGACAGCGAGGAGAACGCCAGCACGCAUAGCGCCGACCUGCAGACUGAGGGCAUCAACGACCACCGCAACGAGGAGGACCGCCUGACUGAGGCCGAGAAGAAUGAGCGCGUCCAGAACCAGCUGAAGACCCUGACCUCAGAGCUGGCUCAGAUGCGCGAUGAAUCCAAGAACACCCAGAACGACAUUCUUCACUCUGAGAACGUCCGGGCCGGCCGAGACAAAUACAAAACCCUGCGACAGAUCAGGCAGGGCAACACCAAGCAGAGGAUCGACGAGUUCGAAGCCUUAUAAGAAGCCCUCGGCCCUCGGCCACGUACCCUUUCUGAUGGUCACUACUUCUCGCUCCUCUGCAUGUCAACACACACCCAGCACGCUCAUACGACUCACACGCAUACACACACAUCAGUUGCAGACUUAACUGGAGCAAUAUAAGCACAGCAGACACAUUACUUACAGAGAGAUGAGCUCCUGUUGUGAGUUUGUCUUGGCAGAUGCAGGGCUUUACAAAUCCUCUGAAGAAAACUUAGUGCCAAAACCUCCUCUCUUCUUAGUGUUUUCAGAUAUUAUUUGUGUAUUUGAUUGUGUAAUUUGAUCCAUUCAGACCAAAUCAUGAUUGUUUUUAACCAGAGGUGUGAUGAAGUAGUGGGACUAGACAAAUUUUAUUAUUAUUUCAUGAUGUGCACAUAUGUAAUCAAAGCCUGGCUUGUUUUUGAUGUCCGUCAUUUGUUGUGUAGGAAGAAAAGGACAGUUUGACGUUUAUAGCGACCUCUCAGAAAGGGGAAAACAGUAUAAGCAGAAAAAUAUAUGUUUGUUUUUGUUUUCCAUUAUAUUUGAACACUUCCAUUUAUGUUUAAUAUUGCUAUACAGUAGGCUAGUUUAAAUCAUGCCUAGUUUGAUAUUUAUACUGUAUAUGGGACAUUAAAAGGGGUAUUUCAUCUUGGUUUGUAUAUUUUUGCUAUUUUGCUAUCUACUAAUGAUAAUGAGAACAUUUAAUAUGUUAUAAAGGUUUUAUAUAUUGACCAAAAUAAUAGCAGUCUUAUGUUCCAUAUGUUUUCCUUUAGAUCACUAAAUUAAAGAGAUUUAAUUGUAAAUUAUUAUUAUUUUUUACUGUAGGAAAUAUCCAGCUGCAUGCCAUUAAAUCAGUUAAGGAGAUUGCUAUCUAUCUCGGUACUUUUGAUUUGUUUUUGUUUUUUUUGCCAUGCAGUUCACAGCAUGCUGAGGAAUGUCUUUAUCUUCAGAGCACUGUGUUGACUGGGACACUUAGAUUUAAUAUAUUUUAUUUCUGUCUGUUCUGUGUCAUGUCGCUGUUGAGAGAUGAGCACGUGUUGUGUGCUUUUACCUUCCUAAGUGGCCUUUCUCUCUGGCUGUCUCUCUGCAGGGUACAGUCCCAGACAGUUGGUCUUUACUUGUUAGCCAAGGUGCAUAGUCAAAAAAAAUGGAUGUAACUUUGAAAACUUUUACUUUUGUUUUCUUUUUUUCUAAUGUGUUAGACCUCCACUGAGGUUCAAUGAGGGUUGAGGUGAGUGUUUCAAAGAGUUUUAAUUUUGCAGCUUGGUCACAAAGGACUGACCUAGACAGUAUAAAACCAACAUCUCACUCUCCUCUCUGGACAUGGACUAGAGUAGCAUCUACUUACACUGUAAUGGAAACACACAGCUCUGCUGGCCUUUGUUUAUGAACAGGAUUUUAUAAUGAGGUGUUAAACAUAUUGGCAAUAAAAAAAAUUACAUGA